AUAAUGGAGGAGAAGUGUGGCGAGCCUUUGGAUUUUGCAGAUGGGGUAGAGAGAGAGAGAGAAGCAUGGAGAAUCCCAAUGCAGAGGUAGAAAGAGAAAGAGAGAGACAAACACACACACACACACCUCACACAGCUCACUUGCAGAGACAGACAGCUGAGUGUGUAUGGUGUGGACUCUCUGCUCUUCUUGUCACUCAAUUCAUCUCCAAACAAUUACAAUUACUGCAUUACAAUUAACUACCUCAGAUCGCAUGACAGAGGAUCAAACCCUAAUGUCAGAGGACGACGAGAGAGCCUCGCCGUCUGAUCUCGGCGGCGACAUCAAGUCCCGCGGUUGCGCCGUCGCCGGAGAAUACGUGUCUCCGUUCCCAGAUCAAGUCCUCGAGAACGUUCUAGAAAACGUACUGCUCUUCUUGACCUCUCGACGAGACCGCAACGCGGUGUCGCUGGUGUGCAAGUCGUGGAACCGUGCGGAGGCGCUCACCCGAUCGGAGCUCUUCAUCGGGAACUGCUACGCGGUGGCGCCCCACCGCGUGACGGAGCGCUUCCGGCAAGUGAGGGCGGUGACGCUGAAGGGGAAGCCGAGGUUCGCGGAUUUCAACCUCAUGCCUCACAAUUGGGGUGCGCACUUCGCCCCCUGGGUCACCGCCAUGGGUUCCCACUAUCGUGCGCUCGAGAAGCUCUGUCUCAAGCGCAUGUCUGUCAAGGACGAAGAUCUGGAGCUUCUGGCUGAUUCGUUUCCCUAUUUCAAAGAGCUCGUGCUUGUCUGUUGCGAUGGCUUCGGUACCAGUGGUCUCGCUGUGAUUGCCAACAAGUGCAGGCAACUUCGAGUGCUUGAUCUGAUUGAGGAUGAGGUUACGGAUGAUGAAAUCGAUUGGAUUUCUUGUUUCCCAGAGGGUGAAACUUGUCUGGAGUCUUUCAUUUUCGACUGUGUGGAAUGCCCAAUAGAUUUUGAGGCAUUGGAACAGCUGGUGGCGAGAUCUCCGUCGUUGAAGAAACUUAGGUUGAACCGGUUCGUUAACAUUGGGCAGCUUUACAGGCUGAUGAUCCGAGCUCCACAGCUCACACAUCUUGGUACUGGGUCAUUUAGCCCUUCGGAGAUUGCUGCUCAAGGUGAUCAUCAGGAGCUAGAUUAUGUCUCCGCCUUUGCUGCUUGCAAAUCGCUAGUUUGCCUCUCGGGUUUUAGGGAAAUUAUACCCGAUUAUCUGCCUGCAAUCUACCCAGUUUGUGCUAAUCUCACCUCACUAAAUUUUAGCUAUGCCAACAUCAAUGCAGAACAACUUAAAUCAGUCAUAUGCCAUUGCCAUAAACUCCAGAUCUUUUGGGUGCUCGAUUCGGUGUGUGAUGAAGGACUUCAGGCGGUGGCUGCAACAUGUAAGGAUCUCCGUGAGCUUCGGGUUUUCCCUAUUGAUGCCAGCGAGGAUAGUGAGGGCCCCGUUUCUGAUGUGGGUCUCCGUGCAAUUUCUGAGGGGUGUAAUAAGCUGCAAUCGAUUUUAUAUUUCUGCCAGCGAAUGACAAAUGCAGCAGUGAUAGCCAUGUCAAACAACUGUCCGGAUCUUGUGGUGUUCCGUCUCUGUAUAAUGGGGCGACAUCGACCUGACCACAUUACCGAAGAGCCAAUGGAUGAGGGUUUUGGAGCCAUUGUCAAGAACUGUAAGAAACUUACCCGACUCGCUGUAUCUGGUUUACUAACUGAUAAGGCUUUCAGUUACAUUGGAGAAUAUGGGAAACUGGUUAGGACUUUGUCGGUUGCUUUUGCUGGAGACAGCGAUACGGGGCUAAAAUAUGUGCUCGAGGGCUGCUCGAUGUUGCAGAAACUUGAAAUCAGAGACAGCCCAUUCGGAGAUUCAGCUUUGCAUUCUGGUUUGCACCACUAUUACAACAUGAGAUUUCUUUGGAUGUCUUCAUGUAGAUUAACUCGUCAAGGUUGCAAGGAGAUUGCUCAGCAAUUGCCACGCCUGGUAGUGGAAGUUAUCAACGGGGAUGGGGAGGUAGAGGUGAAAGAUGAUUAUGUCGACAUAUUAUACAUGUAUAGAUCCCUUGAAGGGCCGAGGUCUGAUCCACCAAUAUCUGUGACAAUCUUGUAAACUUUCAACAUUGGAAAACACUCAACCUCUCUUUACAGUGGCUUCUGAGGAAGUUAUAUUACUAGUUUUUUUGUGGGUUGCUGUCAUAACCUGCAAGUUCAUGUACUCGUUGAACAGAGACAAGAAUGCCCCUCAUGUUCUUGGUUUGAGCUGUUGGAGAUUUGGAAUGGCAUUCAAAGCAGGGGCUCUGUCAAGGAUAUGUAUACUUUGUGCUUUGGUUCUUCUGGGUGGUUUAUGGAAGUGUGCUUAAUGAACGUAUCUCUGCAGGGAUCGGACCAUCCCUAUGUUGUCAUCGUUGUGUUGGUAGGCAUUUAAAUUUUUGUAUGUUUUUUUCUGCUUUCAUAUUCAUUUCUGAAAUGAAGGCUUCUAGAGGUAACAGUUAGCAAGGGAUGGAUCAUUGAGAGCUGCGCGCAAAGAUUGAUUAGAUUUCUGUUAUAUAUACAACAAUGGAUCAAAUUGGUUGGGAGUCCUCAAGAUGGGAGAUUGAGAGACACUGAAAUUUCUCUUUUCAGUAGAAUUGAGUCUUGCUUAUUCUUGUUCAAAAAUUUCAGUUUUUUAGACUUUGAAGCUCUGUAGUUGGUGAGAACUAAUGCCUCAGAGAAUGGUUACAUCUUUCUCUCUUACCCGACUGUUGAAUUUAUUAGUAUUGUUUUUGUGAGCAAAUGUUCAGAUGGGAAAUAAAUGCCAAACAUAUGCAUACAUAUGAUAUGGGCCA
Camellia sinensis is the source of this 2804-nucleotide messenger RNA. RefSeq names its product transport inhibitor response 1-like protein. Gene Ontology annotation, cellular component: SCF ubiquitin ligase complex. Gene Ontology annotation, biological process: SCF-dependent proteasomal ubiquitin-dependent protein catabolic process. Gene Ontology annotation, molecular function: protein binding. NCBI's taxonomy places the organism in Eukaryota, Viridiplantae, Streptophyta, Magnoliopsida, Ericales, Theaceae. The record is from RefSeq and is a predicted model, not a curated record.